Pneumocystis murina B123 is the source of this 243-nucleotide messenger RNA. RefSeq lists its product as hypothetical. NCBI's taxonomy places the organism in Eukaryota, Fungi, Ascomycota, Pneumocystomycetes, Pneumocystales, Pneumocystaceae. Gene Ontology annotation, biological process: anaphase-promoting complex-dependent catabolic process. The transcript has a single exon. The record is from RefSeq and is a predicted model, not a curated record. The coding region runs from base 1 to 243 and encodes 80 amino acids. Gene Ontology annotation, cellular component: anaphase-promoting complex.
AUGUUGCGUAGACCGCCUACUGUUAUUCGUCUUGUUCAGGAAGAUAUUUUUGAAUAUGAUGAUAUUCGAGCACAAGAAAAAGCAGCUUCACAUGCAGGAAAAUCUAUUGCUUUGAGAGACAAAGAUAUGGAUACUAUGCAUAUUAUGACAGAGGGUUUUAUACUUCAAGAUCGUAGAAAAGAUGUUACCAAAAAUGAAAGAAUCGGAUUAUCUAUGUCACGGAUACAAGAAACUCGGUUGUAG